This is a messenger RNA of Alternaria infectoria, 492 nucleotides long. RefSeq lists its product as uncharacterized. NCBI's taxonomy places the organism in Eukaryota, Fungi, Ascomycota, Dothideomycetes, Pleosporales, Pleosporaceae. The transcript has 2 exons. The coding region runs from base 1 to 492 and encodes 163 amino acids. The record is from RefSeq and is a predicted model, not a curated record.
AUGAACCAGAGCUGCGCGUCCUCAAGAUGCGACGAGCACAGAGAAGCGGAAAGACCGAGCACGGAAGAACGUGAAAGAUACUGCGAAGACGACAGCAAUAUUGAUAGCGAAUCAAGCGAGGACGAAGAGUACGAUGGUUCGGGCCGAGAGAAAGCACAUGUGACUCUUCAAACUGAAGUCAAAAUAAAGUUCGUCCAACUCAGCCGAUCUCUCGGCAUCGAGAACGGGUUCACGGAAAAGGACGUGGAUUUCAAGAGCGAGCCUGGGCAGAUUGGUUCGCGAGGAGCGACUCUCUUCCCCGUAUUUCCGGACCGCAAAGUCAGAGACAGGAGCAUUGGAGGACACGGAUGGUCGUACAACGUUGCGCUCGAGAAGUUGAACGAGAAGCUCACCGAGAAGUUAAAGGAGGUCGAGAAGGACAACGCCGAGAAGCACGAGAUUAAGGUAAUUGGACAGGAUAUUGGGGAGGUCGAGGUUGAGAAGUCUCGGUAA